Molecule: messenger RNA, 1185 nt
Organism: Oryzias melastigma (Indian medaka)
Lineage: Eukaryota; Metazoa; Chordata; Actinopteri; Beloniformes; Adrianichthyidae
Gene: hsd17b10
Product: hydroxysteroid (17-beta) dehydrogenase 10
Exons: 6
Coding region: 58-900 (280 amino acids)
Biological process (GO): androgen metabolic process; estrogen metabolic process; fatty acid metabolic process
Cellular component (GO): mitochondrion
Molecular function (GO): estradiol 17-beta-dehydrogenase [NAD(P)+] activity
Source: RefSeq, a predicted model, not a curated record
UAUUUGACUACACAGGAUUCGUGAUCCAACUGGUGGAAUUGUUUUUUUUUUUCCAUUAUGAACGGAUCUGUCACAUACACGAUCUUUGGUAUGACGUCCUGUCUUGGCGGAGCAAACAUGGCGAACAUUCGAUGUGUGAAGGGUAUGGUCGGCCUGGUUACAGGUGGGGCCUCUGGUUUGGGUCGUGCCACAGUUGAGCGGCUGGUGCAGUGUGGGGCGUCUGCCGUCAUCGUGGACCUUCCUUCCUCUGAUGGAGAGGCUGUGGCAGCCAGCCUGGGAGAGCGCUGUGCCUUCGCUCCGACAGAUGUCACGUCAGAAGCAGACGUGCGAUCCGCCGUGUCUCUGGCUAAAGACAAGUUCGGGAAGUUGGAUCUCGCGGUGAACUGCGCUGGCAUCGCUGUGGCUGUCAAAACCUACAACUUCAAGAAGGACCUUCCUCACAGUCUGGAGGACUUCCAGCGCGUGAUCAACGUGAACAUCGCAGGAACCUUUAACGUGAUCCGCCUGGCUGUGGGGGAGAUGGGGAAGAACGAGCCGGACGCAGACGGACACAGAGGCUGCAUCGUCAACACCGCUAGCGUGGCAGCUUUUGACGGACAGGUCGGACAAGCGGCGUAUUCUGCAUCAAAAGGUGGCAUCGUGGGAAUGACGCUUCCUAUUGCUCGAGACCUGGCACCUAUGGGCAUCAGAGUCGUGACAAUCGCACCUGGGCUGUUCUCCACUCCGCUCCUCGCCAGUCUUCCAGAGAAGGUGCGCUCCUUCCUCGCCCGCCAGGUGCCCUUCCCGUCUCGCCUGGGAGACCCUGCAGAGUUCGCCCACUUGGUGACGUCGAUAGCCGAGAACCCCAUGAUCAACGGAGAGGUCAUCCGGCUGGACGGAGCCAUCCGCAUGCAGCCCUGAGCCAGCGCCAGCACUUGAACAGAACCUGAACUGCCUCUGAUCCACGUGUGGCUGUCGGCCAUGUUUGUGCUGUAGAAAGCUGCACACGCCGGAACUGACACGAACCACAUCAAACAUUUGAACUGUCAGACUGAAAUAAACCAUCUAAUCACAAAGUCGUUUAGAUAGAAAUGGUUUUAUUUGUUCCUAAUUCUGUAAGUUUACAGUCUUUGAGUGUGAACAUCAUGACUCUCUUCUCAACACAUUUAAUUUGAUGAAGUUGAUAAUAAACUUUGGGAUGUAUGA